AUGGAGCCUUGCAUGGAGUCCUGCCUGGUGCAGGUGUUGCAGAAGGAUGUUGGGAAACGAUUGCAGGUUGGCCAAGAACUGAUAGACUAUUUCUCAGAUAAACAGAAGUCUGCUGACCUUGAGCAUGACCAGACCAGGUUAGAUAAACUUGUGGAUGGACUUGCUACCUCUUGGGUGAACUCUAGCAAUUACAAGGUGGUUCUGCUGGGUAUGGACAUCCUGUCCUCCCUCAUGACCUGGCUGCAGGAUUGGUUCAAGGCGCAGAUUGGCACAGUGCUGCCAAGUCCAAUAGACAGACUAGGAGAUGCUAAAGACACUGUGAGGGAGCAGGACCAAACUCUGCUGCUAAAGAUCAUGGAUUAA
Messenger RNA from Callithrix jacchus (white-tufted-ear marmoset), 363 nucleotides. NCBI's taxonomy places the organism in Eukaryota, Metazoa, Chordata, Mammalia, Primates, Cebidae. The record is from RefSeq and is a predicted model, not a curated record.